Messenger RNA from Meloidogyne enterolobii, 698 nucleotides. Lineage: Eukaryota; Metazoa; Nematoda; Chromadorea; Rhabditida; Meloidogynidae. The record is from the annotation of a GenBank genome assembly.
CUAAUUAAUGCCAAGAAAUUUAGAAUUUUAAAAGAAUAAUUAAUAAAUAAGGAAUAAUAAAUUAAUUUUAUAUUUUGUUUAAGGAAAAAUUUUUGAAGAAAAAGCAUACGUUGUUUUUAUAAAGUUGUUGCCCUGAGUACUUGGUAUGCUAGAUCCGGAGCUAAAGCUCUGGUGGAGCUUUGUAUUUGAACAUAAAUCCCAUCUUUCUGAAAAUUUAUCAUUGGCGGCGCUGAUACUUGAAAAACUGUUGGUCAAAAAUACUGCAUCUUUAGGCUACGUUUAUUCUAGUUUGAGCGCCGGCACUAAUUACUAAUUUUUUUAGAAAGAUGAAUUCUCUUUUCUAUCUUAUAUAAACUUUAAACAAAAAAUUCUAAAAAAAUUAAUGACAAAGCAGUUCUAGUUUUUUAUCCCUUUUUGUUCUUGUUUAUCCUAAUGAAUGAAAUUUUGUUGAGUGCCAUUCUUUUCCAACCUAAUUUUUUCUAAAUUUAGUAAAAAAAAAGAAAAUGGGGCCAAAGGACUGUUAUUUUCCUUUUCUCUAAUUUUUUUUUCACAAAUAAACGUAGAGGAAAGGGGCAUUGUGGCGGAAAUAAAAUUAAUUGCAUUGAAAAAAAAGAAUUUUUUGUUUAAUUUAAAAAGAAAAAAAAAGUUUAUUAUAAAAAAAAGAUGUUUGAAAGUGUGUGUGUGUGUGUGUGUGGCAG